This is a messenger RNA of Theobroma umbraticum, 1933 nucleotides long. RefSeq names its product putative mitochondrial adenine nucleotide transporter BTL3. Lineage: Eukaryota; Viridiplantae; Streptophyta; Magnoliopsida; Malvales; Malvaceae. Gene Ontology annotation, biological process: transmembrane transport. The record is from RefSeq and is a predicted model, not a curated record.
AGAACAGGAACCCAAAAACAAAAAAGCACCGCCAACAAACGACUUCACACUACCAAAAAAGAAAAGAAGCCGAAAACUCGAUGAAAGCAAAGUAAUUGGCAGCCUCGGUUAUGGAAGCCAAGUCGGGGAAUUAUCGCCAGCAUCUUUCUCCAUAUUCCUUAUCAGUAUCUUACCAUUUGUUCCAUUCUCUCUUCUCCUUCACGCCUCUCUGACUUUCCUCUUAUAACCCACUUCGAUGCUUUCUCUUCCUUGAUUUCCUUGGAGACCUCGCAUUGUUUUUUUCUCUAGUAAUUGGAUUUUUUGCUAUCUCUUUUUCUUUUUGAUGCAAUGUACAGCCCAGAUCGCUGCUUGUUCAUUGACUCGACUAGGACUUCACAACAGUUGAAUCUUGAUCGUCCAUUUUUGUCAGGUGGCUUGUUUCUCAACGACCAAACACUGCCUCCCUCGAUCGUUUCAUUCAUUUCGUUAAAGACCCAGAAAUGUUUUGUUGAUAAAAAUGACAAUUUGAGUUUGGUUUCAUGUUUUGUGGGUGGUGGGAAGAGUAGUAAAACGCUGCGUUCUGUAAAGUCGAGGAGAGGUGGUGGUAAAGGGGGCUGGUUUUUAUCGGUGAGUUUGUCGCGGGAGGAAGGGUAUGUUGGCGAAUCAGGAGAAACUUGGGGGCAAAAUGGGGAUAAGAAUUUGGAAGAAGCGGAAGUGGUGGAAGAGGAGAAAGAGAAGUUGAAAGUAAAGAAGGGAUCAGGUGCUUUGAAUACCACCAAACAUCUUUGGGCUGGUGCUGUUGCCGCUAUGGUUUCAAGGACUUUCAUUGCUCCUAUGGAGAGAUUGAAGUUGGAAUACAUUGUUCGCGGUGAACAGAAAAACCUUAUUGAACUAAUUAAAUCUAUUUCAUCCUUAGAAGGGUUGAAAGGUUUUUGGAAAGGGAAUUUUAUCAAUAUUCUUCGUACUGCUCCUUUUAAGGCUAUAAAUUUCUAUGCAUAUGAUACUUACAGAAGUCAACUAUUGAAAUUUUCUGGAAAUGAGGAAGCGACAAACUUUCAGAGGUUUCUUUCUGGUGCUGCAGCUGGGAUUACUGCUACUUUGCUUUGCUUACCUAUGGACACUAUAAGGACAGUAAUGGUAGCACCGGGUGGGGAAGCAUUGGGUGGUUUAAUUGGUGCUUUCCGUCACAUGAUUCAGACUGAAGGGUUCUUUUCACUUUAUAAGGGACUAGUGCCCUCAAUUAUAAGCAUGGCACCUUCAGGUGCAGUCUUCUAUGGUGUCUAUGAUAUAUUGAAGUCAGCCUAUCUUCAUUCACCUGAAGGGAGAAAAAGAAUUCAAGACAUGAAACAAGGUGGGCAGGAGCUGAAUGCAUUUGAACAAUUAGAAUUAGGUCCUAUUAGAACAUUACUAUAUGGGGCAAUUGCUGGUGCAUGUUCUGAAGCUGCGACUUAUCCAUUUGAAGUAGUGAGGAGGCAUCUUCAAAUGCAAGUUCGUGCGACGAAGUUAAGUGCAUUGGCAACUUGUGUCAGGAUAGUUGAGCAAGGUGGCAUUUCUGCUCUUUAUGCGGGAUUGGUUCCCAGCUUACUGCAGGUCUUACCUUCAGCUGCCAUAAGUUACCUUGUUUACGAGUUCAUGAAGAUAGUGCUAAAGGUGGAAUUGGCAUAGGAAUUUUAUCUACUUGACUAAAAAAAUAUAGGAGGGAACUAUUGAGAUUGAGGCUGGGGGUGGCGUUUUAUUUCAUAGAAGGAAACCUUGACAACUUCAAGUUUACCUGCAUCAGUUUACAACACAACAGAAGGACAAUAAUCAUUUGUAAAAUUUCUAUUGACAUGAUGUUCUUUAAACUUAUUUGAUAGAUCAACCACUUUGAAUUAUUUCGAAAAUAACUUUUACUUGUUUAGUAGAAUUAUGAGUAUAAUUUAUUUUCUCAAUGUAGAAUCAAUGUUGCUUGGCU